Molecule: messenger RNA, 468 nt
Organism: Adineta steineri
Lineage: Eukaryota; Metazoa; Rotifera; Eurotatoria; Adinetida; Adinetidae
Source: the annotation of a GenBank genome assembly
AUGAAUACGAAUUAUAAUCCAAGUAAAACAAAUACAUUACUUACGGAUGAAAAAUUUUGGAAACAAAUUUCUGGUGAAAAAAUUCUUCUCUUACAAAUUGACUCUAUUAUGUGUUCCAAUUCUCCACAUAAAAUAACUGAUUAUCUUCAAUAUGAUUUUAUUGGAGCUCCAUGGAAUCUUGUUGGUAAUGGUAGAUUUUCAUUACGUAGUCGAAGUAAAGUAUUAGCAUUACUUCAAUUAAUUCAAUACGAUUCUUUUCCACCAGAAGAUGUUUGGUAUGCACAAAAUUUACAUCGAGUAAAUGCAUCCAUUGCACCUGUAAAUAUAGCAAAAACAUUUGCUGUUGAAUCCGUAUUUUAUGAACGGCCAGUAGGUGUUCAUCGAUUUACUUGGGGAUGUAAAUUUCGUAGAAAAAUAAGUGAAACAUGUCCUGAAUCAGUAAUGGUUUUACCAAAUGGAGGAUGUUAA